Messenger RNA from Drosophila novamexicana, 1097 nucleotides. It is a transcript of the gene Tango14, whose product is annotated as dehydrodolichyl diphosphate synthase complex subunit NUS1. The coding region runs from base 244 to 1074 and encodes 276 amino acids. The transcript has 3 exons. NCBI's taxonomy places the organism in Eukaryota, Metazoa, Arthropoda, Insecta, Diptera, Drosophilidae. The record is from RefSeq and is a predicted model, not a curated record. Gene Ontology annotation, molecular function: ditrans,polycis-polyprenyl diphosphate synthase [(2E,6E)-farnesyl diphosphate specific] activity. Gene Ontology annotation, cellular component: dehydrodolichyl diphosphate synthase complex; endoplasmic reticulum membrane.
CUCAGCGAGAACACGUAUGUGCAUAUGUGCGUGCGCCAAAAAGGCAAUGAAAAAUUAAAGUUCAAGUAAUGUUGCUUACCAGCAGCACAAUUACAGCAUUUGUUGCUUAACAUACGUUAUGUGUGGGUACCGCAGCGGCAACACGGCAACAAAACAAGCAACAGGAACACCGUUGCCCGGCACGUCGACGACGCGACUUAAACAUAAAUAUAAAUUACCAGCAACCAUUCCAAACGCUCCAAAAUGAUGAUGCAAAUUGUGUGCCUACUGAUUGGCCGACUGCUGCUCAUAUGCGUCGCCGCCUACGAGCUGCUGCAACAGCUCGGGCUGCGACUGCAUGCGCUCGCUCGCAGGUCAUAUGACUACUGGCAAUGUGAUCAGCAUGAGUUUCUUAGGCGUGCCAAGCACGAGCUGGAAAAGCUGCCGCAGCACCUGGUGCUAGUUAUUGCCCCGGACGAUUGUUAUGUGGAUGCGUCGCUGCUUAAGCUCAUUUUCGGCUAUGCCCAAGUUGUUGGCAUACCCUAUUUAAGUGUGUACGAUACGCGUACGCCCCGGCUUGGCUAUGUGGAGCUAUCGCGCUUCUGUCAGCCCAGCGAGAAGAGCGAUCGGUGCUACCUCUGGCCGCCCAAGCAAAUAAGGGAACAAAGUCUACAGAAUGGCUGCAAAGCUGUCGCUGCAAAUGGCACAGCCAAUGGCUAUGCCAGCAACGGUGGGCAUUACGCCCAGCUGCAGGUCUAUCAAAUCGGAAGCUCUGACGGUCAUGCGCUUAUAGCCGAUGUCUGUCGCGAGCUGUACGAGAAUCGCACAACAGCCCAGGUGCAGGAGAUGCUGAAGCAGCGCCAGUCGCUAACCGAUGGCAUUAAUGGCAGGUUAAACAAGCGGCUGGGCUUUGCGGUGCCGGAACCGGAACUGGGCAUCAUUUUCUCCAGACAGACGUGCACAUACGGCCUGCUGCCGUGGCAUGUGCGCUUCACCGAGUUUCACACGCAUCGCAGCGGGCGUUACUUUGAUGCUAAAUCGUUUGCCAAGGUGCUCUAUAAAUAUGCGCGCUGCGAGCAGCGUUGGGGCAAAUAGAUAUUAAGUUAAACAUGGUCCCU